AUGGCAAAGCCCGUCUCGAACGAACCACCCACCAGUGGCGGACAGGAAAUCAACUACUUGUCAUGGGCGGUUCAUUCCUCCACAACAUUCACGAUAGAGGAGGGCUCUGGAUUCAACAUCCAGGCAGAGUUCCAAGCUCCCGUGGACACAGUUACAUGGCCGGCGUUUUGGCUGAAUGGAGCCGAUACCUGGCCGCCAGAGAUCGAUCUCGCAGAGUGGAAGGCAUCCUCCGAAAUCCAAUCUAUAGACAUGGAGUAUGACUCCCCGGAUAACUUUCACGCCGUGCGCACCGAGAUCCGCGACGAGGAUGGUUCCAACACCUCAGUCAGUUUCUAUCUCUACGAUACGGAAGUGACGACACAAAUCAUCAAUUUGCAAAUGGAGGGCUCGACUGGCACUCUGGGCCCAUCGACAGGUUGGUAA
Aspergillus tanneri is the source of this 423-nucleotide messenger RNA. RefSeq lists its product as uncharacterized. The record is from RefSeq and is a predicted model, not a curated record. Lineage: Eukaryota; Fungi; Ascomycota; Eurotiomycetes; Eurotiales; Aspergillaceae. Bases 1 to 423 code for a protein of 140 amino acids. The transcript is spliced from 3 exons.